AUGACUGCCAAGAAAGGCCACUCUAAAGUGCCGACUGUGGGAGUCCGCACAGAUCGUGUACUCCAGCUAACAGAACCUGUCAAACGGCCCUUCCCCAAAUUCGAAGAGUAUGACGAGUCGGGCGCGUGCAUGAUGCCCUACCGCGCAUUCCCGUAUGACUGGAGCGGACGUCAGACUCAGGCACCGAGCCUCGAUGUCUGUUGGGCCGACAACGCCAGCCGGGGGAUGCUCAGGCUUUGCCGGCUGGAACAGAACGGGGCGACGGAUCUUCAGGCGCGAGAGGUCUAUUCAGGCAGCGAGAUGAACCGAACGAAUGCGGUUACUGCUGCGCGCAAUUUGAGACAAAUUUCAUAG
Molecule: messenger RNA, 354 nt
Organism: Penicillium lagena
Lineage: Eukaryota; Fungi; Ascomycota; Eurotiomycetes; Eurotiales; Aspergillaceae
Exons: 2
Coding region: 1-354 (117 amino acids)
Source: RefSeq, a predicted model, not a curated record